AUGUUCGAAACCGGUAGCCCGGUGAUCACGCCAAACGAUUCAGGCUUCUUGGUCGAGUGCGCCGCACUCACAGGGGCGCGACACGUCGACGCCAGCCUCGAGCGGCAACUCGACGUACUUGGUACGCCCAUUGACCACGCCGCGGUGCAACGGCGUGCAGCACAUCUUUCUACCUUCCAGGCCUUUGCCUACAGCAUCAUAAGCAUGACGGAUGGCGCGCUCAAGGCACUCGUGGUGUCCAAACAUGGCCGCCAGAUGUGCAGGGGUGAGGCCGAAUCCAGGCGCUUUUACAUCAACCCUGGCCCCGAAUCGCAGCAGCACCUUGAGAGCAUCAGAGUCUCCUACUUGCACGCCGUCUCGAUGGCAAACUCGAUACUGAGAGGCCGGAUCAUCAGUUUGCGUAUCCGCAGACGCCGCAUGCCACAACACGGAACAGCCGCCCUUGUCUAG
This is a messenger RNA of Pyricularia pennisetigena, 450 nucleotides long. RefSeq lists its product as uncharacterized. Bases 1 to 450 code for a protein of 149 amino acids. The transcript is spliced from 2 exons. NCBI's taxonomy places the organism in Eukaryota, Fungi, Ascomycota, Sordariomycetes, Magnaporthales, Pyriculariaceae. The record is from RefSeq and is a predicted model, not a curated record.